GCUGGCGCUCAGUCGGCGAGGGAUUUGCCCAGCGGAAGUUAUGCCGCUCCCGUUCGGUCAGCCGGGCUCCGGCCGCCGAGAAGCGCCGGGCAUCGUCUCGGGCCAGUAACCCUUCUCGCCAGCCGGUGGAUUUAAGGCGGGGAAGGAAGGGGCAGCGCCGGGCAAGCCGUAGGACAUGGUAGCGCACGAUGACGCCGGCGGGCUCCUGCCCAUUAAGCGGACUAUCCGGGUGAUCGACGCGCAGAACCAGACCUUCCGCGAGCAGGAGGAGCCUAGUAAUAAACGUGUCCGAUCUCUGGCCCGUGUCACUUCCUUGGCAAACCUGAUUUCGCCUGUACGAAAUGGUGCAGUGCGUCGCUUCGGGCAGACCAUACAGUCGUUCUCCCUUCGCGGCGACACCAAAUCCCCAGCGAGUGGUCAGAAGCCCUGUGGCCGGUUAACGGCCCCCACCCCUCCCAAAAGAAGGAACAGUGUCCUCUGGUCCGAGACGUUGGAUGUCACAAUGAAGGAGACGUUGAGCGCCAAGGAAAUCAAACGCCAAGAGGCGAUCUACGAACUCUCUCGGGGAGAGCAGGACUUGAUUGAGGACCUGAAGCUUGCCAGAAAGGCUUACCAUGACCCCAUGCUGAAGCUGUCCAUCAUGUCCGAAGAGGAAUUGAGCCACAUCUUUGGGGACCUGGAUUCCUACAUCCCCUUGCAUGAAGACUUCUUGGAAAAACUGGGGCAGGUGACCCGGCCGGAUGGGUCGGUGGAACAAAUCGGACCCAUUCUUGUGGAAUGGCUCCCCGGGCUGAACGCCUACAAGGCCUAUUGCAGCAACCAGCUGGCAGCCAAAGCCCUCCUGGACCAGAAGAAGCAGGACGCCCGUGUCCAGGACUUCCUGCAGCGUUGCCUGGAGUCUCCUUUCAGCCGCAAGCUGGACCUCUGGAGCUUCCUGGACAUUCCUCGCAGUCGCCUGGUCAAGUACCCCCUCCUCCUGAAGGAGAUCCUCCGGCACACGGCCAACGAUCACCCCGACGUCCAGAGUCUGGAAGAAGCGAUCUGCCUCAUCCAAGGGGUCCUCUCGGACAUCAACUUGAAGAAAGGAGAGUCGGAAUGCCAAUACUACAUCGAUAAGCUGGAAUACCUGGAUGAGAAGCAGCGGGAUCCACGGAUUGAAGCGAGCAAAGUUUUGCUUUGUCACGGGGAGCUGAAGAACAAGAACGGCCAUAAGCUUUACAUCUUCCUUUUCCAAGAAAUCUUGGUCCUCACCCGGCCCGUGACGCGGAACGAGCGCCAUUCUUACCAAGUGUAUCGGCAGCCGAUCCCGGUACAAGACCUGGUGCUGGAGGACUUGCAAGAUGGGGACGUCAAAAUGGGCGGGUCGUUCCGAGGUGCAUUCGGCAAUUCGGAUAAAGCCAAAAACAUCUUCCGGGUCCGUUUCCGGGACUCCUCCUCGGGCCAGUCCCACACCCUGCAGGCCAACGACAUUUUCCACAAGCAGCAGUGGUUCAACUGCAUCCAGGCGGCCGUCGCGCCCUUCCAGCCGUGCCCCGUGCCCUUCGAGAUGAAGGACCUGCCCGAGCUGAGCGAGGAAGGCGAGGAGAACCACCAACCCUUCGGCUCCAACGCCAAGAUCCAAAGGAGGCAGCCUUCCGCCUCGGGCAGCUUCCGCCUGGAGCUGGGCGAGAACGGCGCCGAAGACGACGCGGCGGGAGAGCCGAAGAACGUCAAAAUCUACCGGAUGCAUUCGGCGCUCAGGAGGAGCAGGGACAAAAACCAGAUCAGCGUCAAGCGGAAAGAGACUCUGGUUUAAAAAAGCCGGAGCGAGCGGCCUCCUCGCUCUUUUAUUUAUAAAUAAAAGUGUACAUUUUCUUUCCUGUAAUGUGAGAAUGGUGAAGGGACUCUCCUUCUCUCUUUGUUGGUCUUUUUGUGUUGUUACAUGUGAGUCAUGGUUCCUUUCCUUUCCUUUUUUACUUUUCCUUCCCUUCCUCUUUUUUCUUUCUUUCUUUUCUUCCUUCCUUCCCUUUCCUUUUUUCCCUUCCUUUUUCUUUUAAAGGCAGCUACUGGUUUUUCCGCAAACGUUGUUGAACCCGGCGUCUGAUCCCUGGGGGUUUGGGGUCGAAAUUAAGGGCUUUGGAUUUCUGGAUUGCAACAGCCGACUCCGGAGGUCUCGAUCCUUCUGUACAUACUGUUAAUAUCGGGAAGGAAAAAGCAUUCUCCAAAGGAGUGCAAAGCGUUGGUAAAAUUGCUUUCUGGAUACAAAUCAGCUCUUUAUAUAUUCAAAAACAACAACAGUUCAUCGGGAGGGAAAAUUGGAAUUUUGAAAGAGCUUUGUGGCUCUUGAUGAUUUCGAUUCUCUUGAACACAAGUCGUCUGAUUGUCCACUUUUCUUCUAAAGCAGCGCUUCUCAAUCGUGGCGACUUUGGCUGGGGAAUUCUGGGAGUUGAAGUCCACCUGUCUUAAAAUCGCCACGGUUGAGAAAAAACCCUCCGCUCUCAAGGGCCGGGACCGUUCCACCCAGAAAGACCCCAGGUUCAACGCGUUUCCAUUUGAACGACUGGAAUUCUACACUCGGUGGUGUGCUUUCCCUUCUGCGGAAUUGCUACGCCACGUAUUUAAUCUUGUUUUUGUUUUUGUUUUUUUAAAUAUUAUUUGAAUACUUUUGUAGACCCUUCCUUUUGUACUUUUGAGUCCUGUGUCGUUUCUUUCUCGAUACGGGACCCUCCCACCCUUUCUCCCCCCGUCUCCCCACUCCCUUUUCUUGAUGCAUGAGUGCUGGUAUGUAUACUAUUUGUGAUUCCAGACCGAAAAGCCAAUUCAGACCCUUGGAAAUCCGGUGGAAACCAAGCCAUAGAUUAACUGGGAGGCACUGCAGUCGCAGGGAAGGAGGGAAAAACAGGCCGGUGGAUCCCACCUUCCCAACGGAUCCGGGAUUCGGGGAAUCUCUUGAAAGAAACUUGCCUCUCGGUGUCAAAAAGUGGAGCUCCGGUGGUCGGGGAAUCGGCUCUCUUAAAAAUAAGGAGGAAAAGCGAAGUUUGUUGGGACGAAUAGCAGUGGGGGGGAGAAAAAUAACCCCAGCGGUCUGAAUGUGAACUGCUGGAAGAGAAAGAAGGAAGAAGGAUAAAACGAAGGGAUAAAAAAAAAAGGGGACAGUUUGCGAGAGAAAGGACGAAGUCUUUUGAAAGGCAUCGAAAGACGCAGUCACGGUGGGAAGCGCAGAGGAAGCAUGUUGUAAGUCGGUGAAGAGGGUUAGUGAGGGGUUUGUCGCUGUGUUGGGAACGGGGAAGAUAAAAUAUGGAUGUUGGGUUUAAUGGCAAUUUUCUUUUGAGGAUUGAUCUCCAGGUGGGAAGAAGGCCCUUGCUCAAGAGGCAAGGAGUUUUCC
Molecule: messenger RNA, 3364 nt
Organism: Pseudonaja textilis
Lineage: Eukaryota; Metazoa; Chordata; Lepidosauria; Squamata; Elapidae
Gene: NET1
Product: neuroepithelial cell transforming 1
Biological process (GO): intracellular signal transduction; positive regulation of Rho protein signal transduction
Molecular function (GO): guanyl-nucleotide exchange factor activity
Source: RefSeq, a predicted model, not a curated record